CGGGUUCGAAGCGAGUCAGUAUCUCGGAUCCAACUCAUUCGGGCCCAUACUGUUUUCAUAGGAGCAGGCGAAUCUCGGCGUCUGUUUACAGAAUUCAGAGAAGGAAGCUGAAGAGAAGAGAAUGGCGUCUGUGGUGAGAAGCAUUUUCCAGUCGAUUAAGGAAAAGGGGAUCGGAAACUUCCUCAAGGAGCUUAAACAAGAAGGAUACGUGAGGUGUCUCGCGGAUGGAAAUCUUCUGCAAACCAAGAUCCACAACAUUGGUGCAACACUUGUUGGUGUGGAUAAAUUUGGUAACAAAUAUUAUGAGAAGCUAGGCGAUACACAAUAUGGAAGACACCGGUGGGUGGAGUAUGCACAGAAGAAUCGUUACAAUGCUUCACAAGUUCCACCAGAAUGGCAUGGCUGGCUCCAUCACGUCACUGAUCACACUGGUGAUGAACUGCUACUGCUGAAACCAAAGAGGUACGGGAUUGAGCACAAGGAGAACUUUUCUGGUGAAGGUGAUGCAUACAUAUAUCACUCCAAGGGACACACUUUAAAUCCUGGACAGAGAGACUGGACUAGGUACCAAACUUGGCAACCCACCAAGAAGUAAUAGGUCUCAACUGCCAUAGUGCAGCUGGACAAUUAUAUGGAUUUUCUGCCAUGCUUCGUUAAUAAAAAAGUCCUCGUAUUGAACCUUUGGUUAUAAUCUAAGCACAUGUGUACCAUCAAAUAUCAGGUCGAUACACUUUGCUGUACAAUUUCUCAUCUUUGAUAUGGUUCUCAGGUUUUGAAUUGGAUCCAAAAUGUAGUCAUGCAUACUUUAUUCCAUCGCCGGGUUUGAAGUAUGAUUGUUAUUUUUUUUGAAACUAAAGCUAUUCAGUGAUAUGUUAUGUUAUAUCCCAUAGGAAUUGAAAA
This is a messenger RNA of Solanum lycopersicum (tomato), 900 nucleotides long. RefSeq names its product probable NADH dehydrogenase [ubiquinone] 1 alpha subcomplex subunit 12. Gene Ontology annotation, biological process: mitochondrial respiratory chain complex I assembly; response to oxidative stress. Gene Ontology annotation, cellular component: membrane. The record is from RefSeq and is a predicted model, not a curated record. NCBI's taxonomy places the organism in Eukaryota, Viridiplantae, Streptophyta, Magnoliopsida, Solanales, Solanaceae.